AUGCCGAAAAAACCACAUUUCGGUCGUGGACGUAGAAACCUCAAAGAAUUAAAGAGGAAGAGGGACGAUAGUAGAGACAGUAUCCGAGAUGCCAGUAAAAGAAAGCGAGACAACGAAGGGAACGAGACGGCCGCAGAUUAUAUCGGGAUUGGCAUCGAGAACGAGGAAGACCAAGUAGAGAUCGAGAGACCUUUCUAUGGUAUGCUAGAGGAAGAGGAACAAGAAUACUUUCGACGAGCAGACGAAUUACUUGAGAGCAAUAAUUUUCCUGACGAAGAGCAACGUUCACUCUUUUUAGAAAACGUAUAUCGAGAAGCGGAAAACAAGGAGCUAAAGAUAGCCUGUAGUCAGUCCUGCUCACGACUUAUGGAAAGACUUAUAAUUUUAAGUACAAUUGAACAAAAGAAAAGAUUAUUUGUAAAAUUUGCCGCAUCCGCUGUCUCAGAAGAGCUUGUUGCAAUUUCUAAAUCCAAAGAUAAUAUAGUUGAUGAAGAACUUCCAAGCAUGGAGACGCUGCUACUGCAAACACUAGAUGAGCUCGAAGGAAAUAUAAUACCACUUAUCACUGAUCGAUUUGCGUCCCACACUCUCAGGGUUCUUCUUAUUAUUCUUGAUGGUCGCCCACUUAUUGAAACAUCCACUAAGUCCUUGGUUCAGAGUAAACGAAAAGAAAAAGUUGAUGUUUCCCAUUUAAGCGGUAUAUCUAGUUCUCAGUUACAAUCAAAACGCUCGGUUCCAUCCUCAUUCACAUAUUCAGUGGAAAAGAUAGUUCUUGAUGUUAUUGAUAAUCUGGAUACAUCCUUUGUUCGUGUAUUAUCUACGCAUCCCACAGGAAAUCCAACACUACAGCUCCUUCUGGAACUCGAACUUACAAAUCCAAAUCUUAAGAAGCGACUAAAGACAAAUGAGAAAACGAUAAUGUCUUUCCUCCUACCCGACUCCCUUCAGGAGAAGGAUAGCGAAUCAUCCAUACUUAUCAAUGGUCUUCUUUACGACCCCAUUGGUUCACGUCUCCUUGAAACUGUUUGCUCGUUUGCUCCGGGAAAUUUAUUUAAAAAAAUAUAUAAUUUAUUCUUUAAACAACGAAUAGCAGCAAUUUUACGAAAUGAGAUAUCUUCUUACACUGCUAUCCGCGUUCUUUCACGUAUAGGCAAGCAAGACCUUGAAGAUGCUGUAGAGGCCACUAUACCACAAAUUCCAGGGCUCCUGGAAAGGAAUAGGACAGCUACCGUCAAGGCAUUAGUGGAAAGUUGCCACGUCCGAGGGGUAGAUACUAGAGCCUUGAUUAAUGCCAUCUCAACAACAUAUGGUGACCAUCCUGAGACUUUGCUGCUAAAAAUGACCUGUAUGGAAACUACUACCCUUCUGUCAUUAACAGCGCCAGACGGUAAUGAUGAAAGUAAAGCUCAAAAUAAUGUUCAGCCAAAGUUAUCAUCAGCUCAGCUACAUGGUUCUCUUCUUGCACAAUCGCUCCUCACAUGUCUAGGUCCGCCAAGUGAGCUCAUACAAAACUCAUUGCUUUCUCUCCCGCCACAAAUCCUAUUAGCUCUUUCAUUACUAACAACUACGAGUCAUAUAAUCCAAUCUGCGCUCUCUCCAUCUCUACCCGUGUCAUUUCGACGCAAACUAAUCAACUCUCUUCUCUUCUCAACUCAUAUUCCUGAUGAUGAGCAAGCUCCCAUCAUCACUCUCUCGCUUUCAUCAAUCGGAUCGCACGUAGUAGAUGCUUUGCUCGUUUCCACUGCCUCCCCAUCUGAUACUGCCAAUAGAGGCACAACGCCAUUAUUCUCUUAUGCCGAACGUAUAUCUUCGAUUCUCAUCACGCAAGAAAACACUAUGCGGAACUCUUAUUCCGGACGCAUCGUCUGGCGUAACUGGUCUUUAGACGUUUACAAGCGUGCACGAAGCGACUGGGUCAAGAAAAUAAAGAGUAUAACGCUACCUGAGCCUAAAGAUCCACCGAUUGGUCUGACAAAGAUGCCAGGAAAAGGUGUCGACAUAAUAGAAGAUAGACCUAUAAAUAUAACAACUAAGACAAAGAGCUUUGGGAUUAAUGGGUUCAAUGAGGAAUUUUCAGGUGAAAAGUCAGCGAUUGAAAGAGCUAGAGAAAAGUUUGCUAUCUCCAAAAUAGCCAACGAUAGGUAUUCUCAAGGUGUAGUCGCUAAACAUAAUCUAUAA
Blumeria graminis f. sp. triticale is the source of this 2178-nucleotide messenger RNA. The record is from the annotation of a GenBank genome assembly. NCBI's taxonomy places the organism in Eukaryota, Fungi, Ascomycota, Leotiomycetes, Helotiales, Erysiphaceae.